GGUUCCUGUUUUGAUUAUAGCAACGUUGAAAGGAUGAAAUAGGUAGCUAGCUGCCAAAUUAUUGUUCGUAUAUUCGGUUUUCUUUUUCAUAUUUACCAGAUAAAGCAAUAUCAGUCAAUUAUAAUUGCCUGUCUCAUGACUCUCUACACGUGUCGGCAUGGACAACCGUUGUUAUUGUUGUGCAUCAAAGUUCAGUCUCUUCAAGAAGGAGCUGGGCUGUAAGAGCUGCGGCCGCUCCUUCUGCUCCAGCUGUUUGACUUUCAGUGCUGUGGUGCCUCGCUGUGGCAACACCCAGCAGAAGGUCUGCAAACAGUGCCAUGGUAAUCUGACAAGUGGGGAAUCUCCAAACAGUGCUGGAAAAUGGUCUCCUCCUGAAAAUUACAAAAAACGCGUUGCUGCACUUGAGGCCAAACAGCAGGGACAGUCGACACAGCCUCUUGCACAUGGAGGCAAUAGAAACAGCAGAGCAGGCAAUCUACCAACCAAAGGCCUGAGUAAAGAAGAUCAGGCUAUUGCUGAAAGACUUCAAAAGCUGAAGGAGGACACUGCCCCAAAGUCUAUCCCCUCUGAGAAAGAACUUGAGUCUCGCCUUGCUGCUCUGAAAGCUCCCAGCCGGCCAUUGCCUUCUGUAGGGGAGAUGGAGGACCGCCUGGCAGUCAUACGGGGUCAACCUCCACCAUCUCAAGCUCCUCCACCUGUGCACCAGCCUCCAGAUAACAGGACUCAGACUGAACAAGCCAAUGAUCUGAUUACUCAGAUGACAGAGGAAGUUUCCAUGGACAACCAGCAAUUAAAUCCUGAAUGCAGUGUAGAUGGCCGUAUGAAUGAUCUCAACAAGGGGGAGGGGGGGACAUUGGAUGAGAAUUUGGAGGAGAACCAGGAGGCGGUCAAGCAGCUGGAGGCUGGGAAGGCCCACCUGCUGGAGGAGGCCAUGGAGGAGCUGAGGAAGGAGCACCAUUCCCAGGAUCAGAUCCUCCACAUGGCCAAGAGGCUGGCGCAGCUGAAGGGGCAGGACCCAGACAAAGUUACUAUGGAGGACUUUCAGCAUCCUGACAGUGAGGAGGAGACUGAGGAAGAAGCUGUGAUGCGAGUGUUAAAACAGCUCUCUGAAGAGGCUGCAUUGGAUGAAGCCAGUGGCUACAAUAUACCUUUAGAACACAGUGGACCAAAGAACAUAGAAAAGAAAAAAACUUCGAAGAAACUGACCCAGGCUCCAGCUCCCAAGAGUAGGAUUUCACCGGCUGCUGUUGCACAUCAGCCAUCAGACAGUGAUGAGGAAGAGCUUCCUUGGUGCUGCAUCUGUAACCAAGACGCCACGCUUCGCUGUCACACCUGUGAUGGAGAGCUAUACUGCAACCGCUGCUUCAGGGAAGGCCAUGAUAAAUAUGACAGGAUGGAGCAUCGCACCACUAACUACACUGCGCCAAAGAAGAAGAGGAAGACAUGAUAGUUAGACUGUGCUGUAGGUGUUUGCCUUAUGAGGCUCUCCUCAGUCCUCACUGUUAAACUUGUGCUUUAGACUUAAGUGACCCAUUAUUGUUAAUAAAACAGUGUCUCAGAAGAUUUAAACACUACCUACUAUCUAAAGAAAGCCAGAACCCCUCAUUUUAACCCCAACCUAUCUAAUCCAAUCUGUCCAAAGUGGCUAUAAACAUGCAUCUAGACCACAGGAAGAGCAUCUGCUUUCUGUAAUUGCUAACAGAUUAACUGAACAAAUCAAAAACGAUGGGUAACGUUUGUAUAAUAUAAAAAACAUAGUUCCUAUUUUUUUUCUGUAAUGUAUAAAAAUAGAGGUAAGUAAAUGUUACAGAGGCUGCUAUACAUUGUUGGUAUUUUAGGAAAAUGCACAGCUUUUGCACACAGAAAAGUUUUAAACUGCCCAGCCAAAUAAGAAGCUUGAAGUUUUUUUUUUAUGUCACUUGUCCUACUUCCCUAAGGCAACAAAGGCUCAUCUUAGACACACUUUGCACUUGUCACCAUUUGAUUAUAACACAUACAGAAAGCAGACACAUCAUGAGCUCAUCUGGUAUGAUGUACAAUCCCAGACUGCUGUCAGGUCUGGACUGAAGAAGUACAGAGGAGUCAGUAUAAAAGGAUUACUGAGGGCUUUGUUUUCUUUUGGCAGGCAAUGCAGUCACUCUUGUAAUCUAUGUUUGGCUGCGAGUCUGACAUGAGUAUUGCCUUUCUUGUCCGUGUGUGUAAUUUCAUUAUAAAGGAUGCAAAAGUGUUAGGCGCUAUGUCGCAUCUUUGAGGGAACGCUGCAUUUCUAACACUGAAGCCUUUUUUUUUUUGAUCGCUGAUAUUAUCACACGACAAAAAUGUCCCAGACUGGUAGGCCUUGUCAGAAGUGUAGUCUUACAGUAUGGAUGGCCUCCGUGUCAGAGAAGAGUGGAAGUGGGGGCGAAGCAAGCAAAUUGCUAUAAUGGAGCCCUCAGCCGAAAGACCCUCUGUGUAUGACAGAGAGAAGGCCGGAGUGCAGUUUCAUCAGUGUGCAUUACUGUCAAGCUAACUGAGGAGAAACCAUAAUUACACUUUCCUCUGGGGGUUUUCUCCAUUAAGGUGUGUAUGGAGGCUGUUACUGUGUUUGACUUUUCUGGCCAUAUCACGCACCACAGACAGGAAAUGGAUGAGGAUAAUGGAUGCAUACUUAAUGGACCUUCCUGCUGCUGAUUUCACUGUGUUUACUUCUAGACCUGACAUGUCAACGGCUCCUUUGUUUCCAUCACUCUGUUGAAAAAAAAAACCCCAGCCGUGCUACAAUAAAGUCUUGUAGUUGUCUCUGGACAGUAGGAUGUAAUCAGUCUUUAAAGGCAAAUAAGCGUUUUAGAGCAGCAAUAAAGGGCAAUUGUGGCAACACGACGUUUAAUUGGUACUGUAAAUUUAUGGGUGAAAUGGACAUGUUAAUAUUUAUUUGUAUGUGUGGAAUGAAUAAUACCUGAUUAUACCAUACUGUUAAAAAAUCAGAUGUUACCCUUUUUAUAAUUCAUCAACAGACUUGUCUUGAAAAUGUUCAAUUUUAUUUCAACAUACAACACUGCUAUCAGAACAAAAAUAUUUAUGUACAUACAUAGGCAACCGAAAAUGUACAGUCUUACACAAAAAACAGUCCAUCUGAGUAAUAGUCAAUACAACUUUUAUCACAUGUGCAUUAUUGGUAUGUUUAUGGGGGACAAAAUGUUAUAGCAGUCCAUAAAUUAAAGUGAAAUAAUAAAAAAUCAUUCCAUUCAAAA
Molecule: messenger RNA, 3230 nt
Organism: Siniperca chuatsi (mandarin fish)
Lineage: Eukaryota; Metazoa; Chordata; Actinopteri; Centrarchiformes; Sinipercidae
Gene: zfyve19
Product: zinc finger, FYVE domain containing 19
Exons: 11
Coding region: 158-1447 (429 amino acids)
Biological process (GO): abscission; mitotic cytokinesis checkpoint signaling
Cellular component (GO): centrosome; midbody; cleavage furrow
Molecular function (GO): metal ion binding; phosphatidylinositol-3-phosphate binding
Source: RefSeq, a predicted model, not a curated record